Molecule: messenger RNA, 13580 nt
Organism: Pogoniulus pusillus (Red-fronted tinkerbird)
Lineage: Eukaryota; Metazoa; Chordata; Aves; Piciformes; Lybiidae
Gene: APOLTP
Exons: 72
Coding region: 39-11801 (3920 amino acids)
Biological process (GO): lipid transport
Molecular function (GO): lipid carrier activity
Source: RefSeq, a predicted model, not a curated record
AUGUGGUUUGAGAACUACAGUGUUUUAGGAGAAGCAUCAUGGAAAAUAAACUUCCUUCAUCUGCAUUGGUUUUCCUUAAGGUGCAAGAUGUACAGAUCAAGAAAACUCUUAUAUCCAGUGAGGAGCCUCUGAAGGAAAUUGACAGUCUAAGGGAAAUACUAGAACAGUAUCCUCUUCAUUUUUCUUUCAAUGAUGGCAAAGUUCUGAAGCUCUGUCCUGUGAGGAGUGAACAGACCUGGGCACUGAACAUAAAACGGGGCAUUCUCAGUGUCCUGCAGACGUCACAAACGCCCACUGCUAGUGCAGUCAUUGAUGAGGUGGACGUUCUGGGAAUAUGCCCAACCAGGUACCAGCGAAAAGGUCCUGUUCUUCUGAAGACCAAGGACUUAAACCUCUGCUCUCACCGGUAUUCUGGUUUUACUUCUGUGCAGUCUGUUGUUCUUCCACAUGUGUCGUCUGAGCAGCAGGCGGUGUCCUCCAAACUGGAAUGCGUUCAGAGUGUUAAGAACGGAAUCCUGGAGGAAGCCAGAUGUGUGGAAUCCAACCUCGUUACAUUGUUCUCUCAGAAGGACAGUGGGGCACAGAUGCAGACAAAGUCUUCCCUCAAACUCUUUCAGGUGGAAACAGAGGCAGUGUAUGAAAAAGUGGACUCUGAAGAUCUUUAUGUGACCAGCAUGCUCUAUGAAAAGGAAGAAGUUGAGAGGGAAGUGACUGGAGGGGAAGUGACUGAAUUGGUGUGGAAGCUUUGCUUGGCACAUGGUGCGAGUUUUGAGGCUGCUGACCUUUUCCUGACUCUCAUUUUUGAGCUUCGACAUCUUUCCCUGGAGGCCUUAAAAGCACUGUGGCAAAGAUCUUCAUUUAAAUGCAGAGACAACUGGCAGCCGCUAAUAGAUGCUCUCCCCUCUUGUGCUACAGAGGCAUGUAUUGUCCUAAUGAAAGAAAUUAUAGCUUCUGGAGAAGUAGAGGAAGACAAAGUGGAAUAUUUCUUCUGGUCACUUUCAUUUAUUCCUAAACCUACUUUAGGCAUGAUUGAAUCUCUUGCUCCUUUGCUGAAGUCACCAGGAGCAAGUCAGAGCUGCUUUUUGGGAGUAACUGCCCUAUUACAUAGGUUUUGUUCAGCUUACAACUCUUGUGAUGGUGCACCUGCUGUGCAGAGUGUGAUGAGGACUCUGGGGAAGUUUUUGAGAGGAAACUGUGCUGUGCAAGAUUCAGAAGAACACCGCAAGAUGGAGCUGGUGUUAAAAGCCAUUGGAAAUGCAGGACUGGCAGCACCUUCACUAGCUCCUGUUUUGAGCUUGUGUGCUUCCCUGAAGAGUAAUCCAAUUGGAAUUCGUUUAGCUGCUAUCCAGGCCUUCAGGCGCAUUCCCUGUUAUAUCAGGGAGAAAAACAUAUUAAUUCAACUGUAUGAAGCAGCCAAUGAAGAUGUGGAAAUAAGGGUUGCAGCUUAUUACAUAGCAAUGAAAUGUCCCCAUGAAGAGUUAUUUAAACAAGUACAAAGGACUUUGCUGCAUGAAACAUCCAGUCAAGUGGGCUCCUUUGUUUGGAGUCAUCUCUCUCAGCUCCUGGAGACAGAUGAUCCAUUGAAGGAGCACCUUCGAGAUUCUAUUCCUGAUGAAAUCCUUAGUAGAGAUUUUGACCGGGAGACAUGGAAAUACUCUUCAUAUUCUGAUGUCACAUUCCACUCAGCUGGUGCAGGUGCAAAUGUGGAAGCGUCAGUGGUCUUUUCUUCUGCAUCUUUUCUACCACGAUCAGUCAUGACAAAUUUGACUGUUCAUCUUAUGGGGCAGGCUAUAAAUCUACUGGAGAUUGGUGUAAGAUUAGAGAAUGCUGAAGCUCUUGUGGAGAAGGUUUUCUGGCAGAACUCUGCUACUUUCAGUGACUUUUUUUACGCAAACACCGAUGAAAGAAACAAGUCAGAAAACCCCGUGGAAACAGCAGGAAAGGUCACACAGAGGAGGCUGACUUCAAAGCGAUACAACAGUGCUGAUCGUCUUGUGACCAAGUCUGGAAAGCCGAAGUUGAGACAUGCUAACCAGAAUUGUGCUGGUAGAAAGUACAGUAAGAUGAGCGAGUUAGUCGAAAAGUUCACGGAGAGAAUGGUGAGAAAGGAGGUGAUGAAAUGUGAGCUAAGCAUGAAAAUCUUUGGAAAUGAACUUAGCUUCUUGGAUUGUGAAGAUUUAAGAAAACAAAUGAAAUAUUAUUCUUUAAAUCUGGCUGAGUUGGCUGUCAGACUUCUGAAGGGGCAAGAGAUCCAGUUUAAUAAAAGGCUGAGUUUGGCCACUGAAGAAUUGCAGUUUCCAGCAAUUUCAGGAUUUCCAGUUCAGCUGGCAGUCAAUGCCUCAGCAGCAAUCAACAUAAAAAUCAAAGGGAGUGCAGAUUUCAAACAACAGUCAAAUUUCUUUCUAAAUGGAUAUAUUAAGCCAAGUGCUUUCAUCCAACUUUCUGUCCAAAUGGGAACUGUGGGGACUCUGGGACAAGCUGGCCUAAGCUGGUUAACAGGAAUAAGGACAUCCAGUAGUCUUGAUGGAGGAAUCCAAGUCAAAAAUGGGCAAGACCUCAAAGUUUUCUUGAACACUCCAGAAGAAUCCAUGGAGAUAAUUAAUUUCAGUUCUAAACUCUACUUCACAGUAGUGGAUGAAACAGAGGAGAUAGAUGUUUUCCAAGAUCACUCAGAAACCAGAUCUUGCACUGGGAAAGAAGUGUCUGAAUUUAUUGGCUGGCAGCUGUGUUCUGAGAUGUCAUAUCCUGACCCUGCCAGCAGUUUGGUUUUCCCUCUUGCUGGACCUUUGAAAGUGGCUGUCCUGUUAACUAAACAAGACAAAGGCCUUCAGCAGUACCUUGUAGAAGCUACAUAUAACUAUAUUCCUCAGGAGAAUUCAUGGAUCCCAAAUGAAGCUGUCCUUCACUUCUUCAUUGGGACUCCAAAGUCAGAUUUGAAAAGGGAUGUUGGUGUUGACCUAUAUUUUAGUAUCCCACAGAAGAAAUUCAGAGUCAAAUUUAUACAACCUAAGAAAAAAAUCGAGAUUGAUGGGAAAAUGGAGUUUUCUAAAAAUGUACAACUUGGACACCUAGAGCUGAUAGUAGAUGAUGAAGAUGUGUACUACAUUAAGGGAAUGACAGAUUUGCAGAUGCUGAGUGAAGAGCAGAGAUAUGUGACCCAACUGGAGGUAAAACUGAUAAAGCAGAGCAGUCCUAUCAUUCUAUCAGGAAACAUCACUAAACAACUUGGCAAGAAGAUAGCUUUUUCAGUAUCCCUGAGUAAUUUAUUGAAGGAUGCGGCAUAUCUUUCAGUGUUUCUGGAGAAAAAGGCUGACGACAGGCUGAGACAAUACUCACUGGAAGGCGAGACUUACCUUCCAGGUGUUCUUGGACUUCAUGUCAUUAGUCUUCUCCAGCAGCGUGAGGGCUUGUGGUCUCAUGGAUCAACAAUAAAAUAUGGACUCCUAGGUACAGUGAAAAAAAGGGAAAGUAAAAGCAUUCUGUCUCCUUUCUCUGAAAGUUAUUUGCCUGUUUUAGGACACUUAACAAAAAAAAGAUUUCUGUUUAUUUUUAAACUGAUUUUCAUUGGAGAGGCAAAAACCCUUCAUCAUGAAUGCAGUAUGCUACAAAAGAUGAAAAAGGAGACAGAUGCACAAGGUGUUUACAAACUCGAUAUUGGCCAUGCAUUUCACUGUAUGCAGACUCCAGCCUAUAAUCACAAGGUUCACCUGAAACAUGAAGAAAGCAUGUCUUGGCUUUCCUCUAAGAUGGAAGUGAACUAUGGGAAACACUGGAAUGAAAUAAAUAACAAGAGGAAGCUGUUGAUCAGUCAAGCAUUUAAGAACAGUUCUAGUUCAUCUCUAGUCAACUAUUUCUUGGAGUUUACCGUGCAAGUCCUGGAAAAGCAGGUGAAUUACAGGACUCAGCUGCAGCACUCACACCACUCUCAAGGUUAUUUGCAGAGCAGCACCAAAUUUGAGGUGCAGUAUAAUGACCGUGUCCCAUUUGUGGCUGGGCUGCAGUGGAAAGAUGCAUCCAGAAAUGGCCUGAAGAACUGGGAAGGUGGAUUAAAUGUAGACACUCCAUGGCUAUAUCUGUAUGCAGCUCACAAACUACAGCAGCCUCAGCAUUCUGCUUAUUUACUGACUACAGAGCUAACAACUGGAAAAGUUCUCUCCAUUAAGAAUCUUGUAGUGGAACUGUUCUAUAGAGAUCAAGGCAAUGAGAAGGAAGGGAAAAUUCACAUUUACACACCAUCUACUAAGUACUUGCAGGCAUCCACAUUUAAUCAUCUUGGGAGGGGUGUUCUGCAUAGCUAUAGUGAGAUGAUAUCCCUGUGGAAUCAGCUUAUGAAGAGUGAGAUUCAUCUGGAGAAUAAUGAACAGGACAAAUUUCUCUACUUCAAAAUAAAGAGCUCAAAACAGGAAUUUAACUUCACAGCCAGCUAUCAGAAUCUGUCAGUGCCUAGGAAGACAAACUUUUCUGUGAAGAGUGUAUGGAGAGAUUAUAAAAAUCUGCCUGUCAUGCUGCAACUUGAAGGUCAGAUAGAAGAGUUGAAGAAGGAGAAGAUGCUUUACCAAAAACAUGGAACCCUCUAUUUUAGGCAUCCUUUUAAAGUGCCCACUCUGCAGAGUCUCCUUCUGCAGGAGACAUUUACUAUUGACAAAAAGCAAAAAUACUAUUUCUUGGAAACAAAAGUUUUGGUAAAUGGGAGGGAUGAAACAGUUCAAACUCUGACACUUGGUUACCAACCUGAAAACCCCUAUAUUUGUGCUGGCUUAACUCAUCCUUAUAACUACGGAUAUUUUCCCAAAGAUGUUGAAAUAUGCAUUUUAACUCAAAAUCACCAAAAUGUGAAGCAUCAGCUUGAGAUUACCUUGACAAUCAGUAAGGAGGAUGUUCUUAGGUUUUUAGGGAGGUACCAGGACAAAUCCAGUGAGGCAGAUUUUCAACAUCUUUUACACAUGGAUGUGACACAUUCGUUCCAGCUUGAUCUGCCACAAGCAAUGGGCCUAAGUGGGGAGCUGAUUUCCAAGCAGAAUAAACUGGAACACUUUGACUAUGGAGUAAGUGUAAAAACCGUCAUCAACAGGAAUCUAUCUUCACAGGCCCAGGCAACUCUAAAGAGUUAUGGUGAGAGCAACUUCAAUGGCUCUCUUUACGUUCAUUCCAGUGGAAGGGAGAUGCUGCUGCUGGAGAUUGAUAUGAAUAGUGAAAACAGGAAGAAGGCCAGAGCUGUUGACUUGAGGGCUUUCAUCCAUCAGACAAUUCUGACAAACCCAGAAUCAAUACAGUUCCAGCUCAUGGGCAAAAUAUUUCCAUCAAGACUUUUGAUAUCUUCUGAGAUGAAGCUUGAUGAAAAUAGGCUUCAUGUGGAUUUCAUGGGAGCCAGGGAGCAGAAAGUUGGUUUUCUUUUGUCCCUAAAUGGGAGAGUACAGCACACAUUUGAUGGAUUAAAAGCUAUACCUCAUCUUCUUUCUCUGAAUGGAUUACUGAAGUGCAAAGCCAACAGUCAUGAUGGUAACAUCAUUGUGAUGGUCAACAAAACACUGUAUGGACUCCAUCUGAGGAACAGAAAUGUGUUUGGGAAUACCACCAUACACAAUAUCACUUUUGCUAUGUUUCAGAAUGGCAGUCAAGCAAUGCCAAUGGAGGCCAAACUCAAAGGACACCUUGAGCUGAGUAAAGAGAUAAAAAGACUACUAGCUAGCUUCCAGGUGGAUGAAAAAGACCUUUCUCUAGGUUUUUCCAAUAUCAUGAGUCCUGGGCACAGCAGUGUCAGUGGGACUUUCACACAUAAUGUCAGCUUUUUACAAAAUGCAGGAUUACCCUUGGAUGGCUUUCUUAGUGGCGUAUAUGACCGCAGCAUAAGAAAUCACACCAUUACAAUAGCUGUACGGAGUGGCAGUGAAAGGAUUACUGCUGUGUUUGGAAGUCACAGACUUUCCACAGAGCCUCCUAAAUCCCAGCUGUCUGUGAGUUUAAAGCACAACAUCUCAAAGAUAAAGAAACAUGGUAUUCCUUUUAUUGUGGAAGCUGCUGGCUAUUAUGAGAAUUUCACCCAAAAAAUUGCUGCAGGGAUUACAACCACAGUAGAGAUGGAACAGCUCAAAUGUGAAAUAGAGAAGAAAACCACUGGCAGUGCUACAGAAAUUUCUCUUUCACUUCACCAUGACGUGGGAGGACUGUUUGACACUGUUCCACAUGUAUUAGAGGUUGCUUGCAGCAGAGAAACAGCUAAUAAACAACUUUCUGGCCUUUGUGAUGGGGUAAUUACAUUUAAUCAUUUUAAGACUCCGGCAAGAGUUUCACUGAAUGGGUCAAUGUUUAUCAGCAACUUUACUGGCAUCUUCUUUGGAUGUGUUUCUUUUGGUGACACGUUUGCCUUCCUGCAAGUCCAUGCCACCACUAACAUCCAGCCGCAUUUAGAAAUUGAUUUCCAGCAUUCUUUGCCUUUGCUUCAGUCUCUGGGAAUUGCCAGAGACAUCCAAGUGAAGGUGUCAGCCAUGAGAAGUGACAAGUACGAGGGCAUGCUUGCUGUUGGCCUUGGGCUUUGCAGUUUGAAAGUUGAUGGAGAAGUGAGACGAGCAAGUAAUGGAACAGAUACAAAAUGGGUACUUACUUUUACAAACAAGUGUGACACUCUGGAGAAGAUGGGACUGCCUCAUUCUGUAGCCUUUGGGGGCUCAUUUCAACAGAACAUCUGCGACACUGGCUUGUUAAUAAAUCUCCAAUGUGAUGGCAGAACAGUUGAUGUGCAGAUAAAUACUUCCUGCAAACACGAAUAUACACUCCAAGGGAUGCUCAGGCAUUCGGUUCACUGGCUGAGCCAGCUUGGGCUACCUUUUGAAAACUCACUCCUGUUAUCUGCAGCCACAGACUCCACCACUGAGGGUAUUUUAUUACUGCAGGCUGGCAAAUGCAAACUUAGGGCCAGAGGAGAUUUAUAUAUUCAGAAGAAAGCUGAAUGGACGCUGGAAGCAGAAACAGAAUGUCAGCUUCUGCAGGAUCUCAGUAUGCCAACUCAGUCACGGCUCACAGGAUCUAUUCAGAAAGACAAGUGCCAAGCAGAACUUAUCUGUCUCCUUGAAACAGAAGGCAAGACUGCCCAUCUUGAAGUGAGAGCAGAGUGCAAGCCAAAAAUUACACUGGAAUUUCUAUUCAGGCAUGACCUCCCUCAACUGAAGAAAAUCCCCAGGGAAAACAAAUUGUCUGUCACUGCAGAAAAACAAUUAAAGUACCAUAUUGGAAUAGAAGUGAAAUUGGAUGCUUGUGACCUUCAGAUGAAGGGGGACUUCCACCCUGAAAAUAAGCUUCAGUGGAAAAUGUUUAUGGAAAACAACUGCCAGACAAUUCAGGAUUUUGGAGCACCACUAAAAGUUGAUGGUUCAGGGUAUAUUUCGAUGGAUAAAGUGAGCCUAGAUUCACAGAUGUUGAUCACUAUUGAUGAAAGUAAAUUCCAAGGACUCUUUAUACUAAAAGUCACUGAGGAGAGACAAGAGCUGGAUGUGGUGCUCACCCAUAACAUUCAAGGAUUUGCAGACAUCGGCAUUCCUUUGAGAACGUUAGUCGAUGUGGUAUCAGAAAACAACAGCCACUUCUAUAAAAGACUGAUUCACCUCUGUGUGAACAGCAAGCAAAUUACAGAAGAACUCGGCUUCGUCUGGAAUAUGGAUGUUGUGUCUCUUAACUACAAACUUAUUCAUAACAUAGAGGCACUGAAGACUUGGCAAAUCAAAGAUAGGAUUGAGUUGCAGACCGUCUUGAACCUGAAAGCCAUCAAGAGCUUUAGUAUGAAAGUACAUUAUGGUGCUCACCUAACAGUUGUUGAAGGACAAAUCCAGGAGUUUGAAGCAAGUACCAACGUAACUGGGAAUUUUCAUCAUAAUUGGCCAUGGCUGCUGCAGGCCAGAGUCCCAUCCUCUUUACAAGUAGAUGUGGUUUUUCAAGGAAGAAAUACCACUCAAGAAAAAUAUGUGCACAUUGCAGCUGGAGAAGCAUCAAUAACAUACAUAAUAAACUCCUAUUUUGUUGGUCACCGAGUGGAUAUCUUUUGCCAGAGUGUACAUAGCAGUGAGGCAUUACAGGCAUCUGGCUACCCCAAGGCAAUCAACUUGGUGCUCAGUUUACAGAAAUCAGAUAAUAAAAUCAAGACUAUGUGUGAAAUCCACUAUGACAACAAAGAUAUAAUUGUGACUAUGGAUGUUGACACAAGCUUUCAGCUAUAUGGUAUGUUUGUCAUGGCAGAGGUGAAGCAUUCAGUAUUAUUUCUCCAUCACCUGGGACUUCCCUUUAUUCUUAAGAUAACAAUUCAAGAAGUCCUGACUGAUAAUGAAAUUGAAGGCGCUCUGAGGCUGAGCUACGAACAAAACACAAACUUCUCCUUUACCAUCAGUAGGAAAAAAGACUGGCAAGGUGAGGAGUUGACUAUAAAAGCAUUCCAGACUCAUCCCUGCUUUCUGCAGUACUUUCCCAGUGCAGCAGAAAUGUCUUCUAAGGUAACUAUCUGCAAGUUAUCUGUCCAUACAUCACUACAAAUUAGACUUGUAACAGGAUUAUUUGUCAGUCAAAUGCAGCACAGUUACUCCUGCUUGCAUAAAACCCCAUGUCUGAUGUGUGUUACUCAGGUCUUGUUAUGUCAUAGCUGUGCCUUCGAUGAUGUAAACAGAGCUCUCUUAGGUCCUGAGGACUGUCAUGUACUGUGUGAAAGUGCAGGCAUGAUAAUUCAGAUUUUCUUUCUCUCUUUCUUUAAUGUUGUUUUUCAUUUUUUAAUUUCAUGGGAACAUGGAAAGGUAAAUUAUGAUAUGAGCGAAGCAAAAGGCAAACUCUACCUGAGGACAGAAAAAAGUGAUUUCAGUGUUACAGCAGAGCUCACUUUCAGUGGAAGCAGCUACACUAGUGCCAUUGAAAUAAUACAGACCGUGUCCCAGUUAGGUCUUCCAGGGCAGCUCGUUUUAAUGACAGUUUAUCAAAAAGGCAACAGAACACGUAUGCUGAAGCACAUCACUCUGUGGGAUGGCAAAGAGGUGAAGGUAACAGGCUCUUACACUGGACUCUUCCCAAAGUUGCCUGGAAGUCAUGACAUUCAGGUGGAACUUUUCCAUCCUCUUUCCAUCCCUUUCCCGUGGCAUGCCAGGGUCAACUUAUAUGUGAAACACUCAUCACGCAGUCACCGAGACGAUCUUACUGUCACGUGGAAUGAGAAAGACCAGAUAUCAGUGUCCUCUUCUCUGAAGCUUGGAAGAGAUCGUGUGAACUACAGAGCCACUGUUGCCCACCCAUUUAAUUACACUUUGAAGCAACUGGAGGUCCAUUCUCUGUCAGAAAGAAGAGGCAGAAAGUACAACCAGCAGCUGCAGCUCACAGGGAAUGGAGGGCAGCCUGCUCACAUCCGACUGACCCUGGAGGAUAAAUCAAAGAUGAAUGUCACUGCCUGGAGUGGCUGUAUGAUAGUCUCCUCAGGUCAGCUUCAGAGAGUAUUCGGCAUGGAACAGCUGCAUGCUUGUGGGUCUCUAGAGCAAAGAUCAGCGCUGUUUAAGGAAUACCUAGAUCUGAACUGGGAUAAUAAAAAAUUCAAACACAAUUUAACAUAUGAGAUAAAUCGAUUCUUGUAUCCUGAUAAAUUUCAGUUAGAAGCUGUUUUGGAAAAUAUUUUCCUGACCUCAUGCACCAAACAGAAGAUUCUGGGUAAAAUAGAAACAAACUACUCAUCUUGGCUGGACUAUCAGAUGGGUUUUGAGUUCUGUGACCUUCCAAAUGUAAUUGUUUUCUCUGGAAAACAUCAGCUCAACAAAGAUGACAUCAUUUUGCAAUCGGAGGGCAGAUUCCACCUUGCUGAUCGUGGGAGAGACAAGGGGUUAUUUGGGAUAUCCUUAAGAAAUCGGAGCACUGCUGAUUCGAAGAACUAUAUUCUGGAAAUUGAGUUAAAAGCUUUUGAAGAUAUUUGGCUAGGCCUGAUAGGAGCUGCUACUUCCACAUCUGUUCAGAGCCAAAUCCUGCUGGAGGGGAUUAUUGAUCAGGAGGAGAAAGUAAAAGUAUCUGCUUCUAAAGGAAAGGAGUGUGUUCAGUACUACAUGGGGUACUUGAAAGGGGAUUUGGAAGAAGGAAUGGAAGUCAGUGCUUGUACAGAUGGGCAACAGAUGGCUGCCAUUAACACCUAUUUCAACAUCAACGGUGAAAGGCAAGAAAAUGUGGCACAAAUUACUCUAUCGGCUGUUAAUGGAAGCUUGAGUUUUCUAGCUCAUGGAUGUGGGGAUCCAGUUAUUAAGGCUGAGCACAAGCUUAAUGAGAUUGGGAGCCUUCUGAAAGUCAAUCUGAUGGAGAAGAUGAAGAAGUUUGAGGGAUAUAUGUGGAGAUUCAGGAGAUCAGUGCAGCAAGUUGAUUUUCUGUCUGAAGCAGCUGGCUGGCCUUCAAUAGCCUUACAGAAGGUAACAGGACUCCUCCACAGUGUGGGUAGAGCUGUUGCCCAGGUGUGGAAGCAAAGUGGAAUCAGGCAGAUACUGAGAAGCAAGCUCCCGCUUUACCUGGAUAAAAUUCAAGACAUUGUCCAGCAAAUGCAGAAUGAAUUGCAAAAGCCGUUAGCAACUUUGAAAGAUGCCUACUAUGAUGUAACCCUAAAGCCACUGGAUGAAGUUUGGCAAGAGAAGACAGAAGAGUACAUGAAGAAAAUCCAGGCCUUUUUACCCAAGAUUGUAAAAGAUGUGUGGCUAAUGGAACCAAUCCAGGUGGCAUUAAAGGCUGUGAAAGCAGGCUUGGAUGUGACUACACAGCAGAUGCUCAGGUGGGCAGAGGCCAUGUUUUCUAGAGCUGUGAGCAAGAUCCGGAAGCCCCUACUCAGCCUUUACAGUUUUUCAUCCAGGAACUGUUCAGUGGCAGUAAAACUGCCAGUGCUUCCCAAAGCAGCCCACUCCCUGGAUCUGGCAAAGAUUACUAAUUAUCUCAUUGAAGAAAGGCUACUGAGGCCACUCCGAGACCUCUACAGUAUCAACGUAGUUGCAGAGUAUUACAGAUUCAAACGGAGGAUGAUGGAGAGCCCCUUUGAGUAUCAUGCUAUGCUAAUUGGAACCAAGCAUCUUAUGACAUUUGAUGGAAAAAUUUAUGACUUGCCCUCAAAGUGCAGUGUGCUUCUUGCCAAGGAUUUUGUUCACAAUACUUUCACUGUAAUACUAAAUGAAGAAACUAGUAACUCAAGGUCACUCUAUGUGGAGAUGAACCAGACUGUGAUCAGUAUCUACCCAAGACUGAAGAUAUCCAAGAUGUACAACUUUUCCUUGAUGGAAGAGAACUGCCAACUACUGGAUCAAUCCCUUGAAAGGAAUACCACUAAUUCAAGGAGAGCAGCCAACAAAAUAGAAGUGUCUAAUCAGAAAGGAGUUUCUGUCUCUUGUGACUUCCGGUAUGAUCUCUGUACUGUCACUCUGGCUGGCUGGCACCAUGGUAUUUCAGCUGGGCUGCUUGGUACCAAUGACAAUGAAGCUGGAAAUGAAUGGAUACUCCCUAAUCAUUCCUUCACUGAAAAUGUGCAGGAGUUCACAGAGAGCUGGCAGGUGAACAAGUGCAGUCUCAGACAGAAGAAAGUGAAGCUGUGCCCAGUUACAGCUAAGGAGAAACUCUGCAAAGUGUUUUUUGAAGACUCACAUUCACCUCUGAAGAACUGCUUCAAAGUUAUGGACCCUGAACCAUUCUACAGCAUGUGCACACAUGACACCUGUCAGUCACGGGAGCUGAAGGCUGCCUGCAGUUUAGCAGCAGCUUUUGUUCAUCUGUGCAAACGAAAUUUUGUUCCUGUGGAAAUUCCUCCUCAGUGCUGGAGUCAGCUCUGAAUGGCAGAUACCAGCACUGAAGAUGAAAGAGCCUUUUAAGCAUCUAAAAUAAACCAGCUAUUUUAAGUCACACUAGAAGCAAUCGUAGAGAAAACAAUAGAAGGGCAAAUGGGCUAUAAGUAUGGUGAAGUAGAACAGAAAAGGUUUUCACCUAGAAAGAUCUCGAAGUAAGAGGAAUGAUUUCAGUCCAGUGACAAACUAUAAUCAACCAGAAGAAACUGGACAUAGGCAUAUCAGUUACUGUAAAAAAAAAAAAAUCCCUCUUUCAGUGGCAAAACUUGAACAAGCCUUGAACAACAUUUCAAAGAUGACAAAAAGGUCAUUUCCAGCUCAAAUUAGUACACGUGGGCUACUUUGACAGCAGUGUUAUCAGCUCUGCACCUGUAUGGAUGUUGACUUCUUUUUCUCCAGAACUGAAACUUGGUUGUUCAGGAAGUUCUAGAGAAAGUGACCUUUUUCUAGGGAAGUGCCUCCACACGUAAGAGUGCCAAGACAGAAAUGAGAUGGCUAAAUAAUUGGAAGCAUUUCAUAAUGUUAUUAUCUUUAGGGUAGUUGAUUUUUCCCUUAUAAAUAUGUAUAUUGUUAGGUAAGAAACCACUUUCUUAGUAUCUGUUUGCCAGUUUCACAUUUGCCCUUUGUGUCUACAGAAUCCUCUUCUCGGAAAUCAGUUUAGAUUAUCCUAUCCUAUCCAUAAAGUAGUCUUACAGUGUUCUAGAUCGUGUUGUGUGAAAGUCUUUUUUGUCUGUUAAGUUACUUUCUGUAGUGUAGGUCUAUUGAUUAAAAACAGGUGUUACAUUUUUCCACACAGUUCCAGGAAUGCAGUUAGUCCUUAGUGAGAGGUAACACUGCAAAACCCUUCAGCUGCAAACACUGAAAUAAUGGUAUUCAAACUAUGAAACAAUGCUAAUAAACAUUUGACUUCAUUAUUCUUAUGCUAGAGUACAUCUUUACUAAUAACUUCUAAGAAUAAAGUUGUACUGAUCUACAGAGCUGGGACUGGAUGGGUUUAAGUGACUCCUGUGGUUCAGAGACAAAACCAGCAGCCUGGCCCUGGUUACCCUGUGCUUGCUGCAUUAGCCUACGAUUGCUUUCUGAACACUUUACACUGUGCUCUUAUACACGUUCUAAAUAAAAUGUGAUUUUCACACUAGCUAGGAAAAAUUCCUAGAAUUGUUAGGAUUCACACACGAGUUGCUGCUGCUGUAUAAAACAAGGUACCAAUUAAGUCUUCCUGUGUAAUAGUUUAUAACUGCUUACUUACAAAAGUGUUUUAUAAUGAAGCCAAAGUUGUAUGAAGUAUUUCCGGAAGUUAAAGAAUAUUAUGCCAGUUAUGGAUUUAAAAAAAAUGCACCACCUCCCCAGUCACUUCAUGCAUGUGAAGCACCAAACACCUCUGAAAAAAAUACCAAAGUGAGAUGCAAGAGUAAAGUAAAAUGCCAGCAAGCAGAGCAGAAGACUCCAAAGAACUGCUUCACUUAUCUGAAAAGUGCAGAUAGGGAUACAGAAAUAGAAAAAAAAGAGUGCUCAACUAUAUACUAACUGUAGACAGCAGCCCUGAGGUGGAUGCAGCUACUGCAUCUCCUAGCAGCUGCAGCUAACAGGUCAUAAGUGACAGCGUUGCCACUUAAACGCAACUAAUAAACUACAGUAAAUCUGCCCAGCACAGUGAGAAGACUGUCUCUGGGAACGAUCUGCGUCUAGUUAGUAGCAAGGCAAGACCUCUCACAGUCCCUUCCAACCCAGGGUUGAAGGUCAGGCUGGAUCGGACCAGCAGGUGAA